This is a messenger RNA of Aspergillus puulaauensis, 1137 nucleotides long. Its product is annotated as glycoside hydrolase family 88/105 protein. The transcript has 3 exons. Gene Ontology annotation, biological process: carbohydrate metabolic process. The record is from RefSeq and is a predicted model, not a curated record. The coding region runs from base 1 to 1137 and encodes 378 amino acids. NCBI's taxonomy places the organism in Eukaryota, Fungi, Ascomycota, Eurotiomycetes, Eurotiales, Aspergillaceae.
AUGGGUCUCCUAUCAAUUGCUAAAUCUGCUCUGCUUCUGGCUACUGUGGCCAAUGCCGCCAACUAUACGGAGUGGCUGGCGCAGUCCUAUUUCAGCAAGGGUGUCACUUUCUCCCGGAACUACGCCUACGCUGUGCUCUAUACGGGUGUCGAGUACGCAUAUAACAAAACCGGCAAUGAGGCCUACUUCAAUUACAUCAAGACUCAACUCGAUGGUGUUCUUAACGACGACGGCUCAUUCGUCGAUCCUAUUACAGACACACUCUCGCUUGACGACAUCCGCAUUGGUCGCAACUUUCUAUACCUGUGGACUGUCACUGGCGACGAGAAGUAUAAGAUCGCCGCAGACGGACUCCGCAAGCAGCUCGAUUUCACGCCGCGCAAUCAGGAUGGCGGCUUCUGGCACCGAAAGCCUACUUACCCCAACCAGAUGUGGUUGGAUGGAAUCUACAUGGCGUCCAACUACUACGCACAGUACACCAGCUGGUUCCAGCCGGAUAACAAGACUGCCUGGGACGAUAUCAUCCUCCAGUAUGACUUGAUCGAGGAACAUACCCGGGAUAACAAAACUGGCCUACUCUUCCACGGGUACGAUGCGAGUGGUGUCGCCGUUUGGGCUGACCCCGUCACCGGCGCGGCACCGCACAUCUGGGACCGCGCGGUAGGGUGGUACUUUGUCUCUCUCGUUGAGGUCCUAGAAUACUUCCCGAAAACGCACUCCGGCUAUAAGCGUACGCUUCAGCGCUUCCAGAGCCUCGCAAAGGCCAUUAAGAAAAGCCAGGACGCAUCUGGCGGCUGGUGGCUUAUCAUGGACCCGGCGUAUACCAGCGAUCCCAGGAACUACAUCGAGAGCAGCGCUUCCGCUAUGUUCACUUAUGCGUUACUGCGCGGUAUCAGGAAUGGAUUCAUCUCCGCUAGUGAGUAUAGUGAAGUUGCACAGAGUGGUUACUCCCUUCUGAAGAACGAGUUCCUCUCGCACAAUGCGAAUGGAACACUCAAUUGGGAGGGAACCGUGGAGGUGGGAAGCUUGAGUUCGAAUGGGUCGUUUGAGUAUUACGUCUCUGUUCCGCUGGCGCAGAAUGAUUACAAGGGUGCUGGACCUUUCAUCUAUGCAAGCUACGAGCUGGAGGCGUACUGA